AUGGGGUUUCCUAUUUUAGGUCGACUUAAUUUUCGUGACCACUUGGCCUUGGUAAUUGGUGUGUUUGCCUUGCUUCUUGAAGGUCUACUUCAGUCAUUAACGACUUGUGAUUUUGUUAUUAGGUUAUUUUCGAUGAGGUAUCAAGACACUCGAACACCCCCCGCCAAGGUUAUCCAAUAUUCAAAAAAUUUUCAAGAAAUGGUUGAGUAUUGGGGAUAUACUAUGGAAGAACAUAUUGUAAAGACUCAAGACAAUUAUAUCCUCGGUAUUCAUCGUAUACCGACGGGAAAACCUCAUGAUAAUGAAACAUCAACAGAAUCAAAUAUCAAAUCUAUUUUCAAUGAUUGUGGAAUUUCUCUAUCGACCAUUCGAACAAAUUAUUCGCGUUCUUCAAAAGAGAUAAAACCGGUGGUAUUAUUGUAUCAUGGACUUAUGAUGUGUAGUGAGGUAUGGAUCUGUAAUUUGGAAGAAGAAAGACAAUUACCUUUUCUAUUAGCUGAUGCUGGUUAUGAUGUUUGGCUUGGAAACGCUCGUGGUAAUAAGUAUUCUAUGAAACAUGUCAAGUAUAAACCAAGCGAAAGUCGAUUCUGGGAAUUUUCCAUAGAUGAAUUUGCUCUCUACGAUUUACCGGAUACAAUCGAUUAUAUUCUCGAGACUACUGGUGCCCCCUCACUUACAUAUAUUGGAUUUUCACAAGGAACUGCGCAAUCUUUUGCAGCCCUUUCAAUUAGCCCAAAAUUAAACAAAAAGGUCAAUCUCUUUAUUUCGUUGGCUCCCGCCACUAACCCAAAAGGUUUGCAAAAUCCUAUUGUCGAUGCUUUUAUCAAAGCUUCGCCUAACAUUGUAUAUCUUUUCUUUGGACGUAAGGCAUUUUUGACGAUGACAAUGUUUUGGCAAAGAGUGUUAUAUCCGCCGAUUUUCACCGAGCUUCUUGACAAGAGUAUGAAAUUUUUAUUUGGUUGGAAAGGGAUGAAUAUGACAAAAGAACAAAAGGCCGUAUCAUAUUAUCAUCUAUAUAGUUUCACAAGCGUAAAAAGUUUAGUGCACUGGUUUCAAAUUAUAAGAGCGAGUAAUUUUCAAAUGUAUGACGAAUUACCACCGUAUUUAUCGAUGGGACAUAGUUGUCAUAAUUUUCCUACUAAACAAAUUAAAACGCCCAUUGGAGUAUUUUAUGGUGGAAGUGACAGUUUAGUUGAUAUUGGAUUUCUCUUAAAACAAUUGCCUGAACCUGUGUUUGUAAAAGAAGUUCAACCUUACGAACAUUUGGGUAAGAAGAUUCUUUAG
Molecule: messenger RNA, 1284 nt
Organism: Funneliformis caledonium
Lineage: Eukaryota; Fungi; Glomeromycota; Glomeromycetes; Glomerales; Glomeraceae
Source: the annotation of a GenBank genome assembly